Molecule: messenger RNA, 450 nt
Organism: Cucurbita moschata (crookneck pumpkin)
Lineage: Eukaryota; Viridiplantae; Streptophyta; Magnoliopsida; Cucurbitales; Cucurbitaceae
Product: myrcene synthase, chloroplastic-like
Exons: 3
Coding region: 1-435 (144 amino acids)
Molecular function (GO): terpene synthase activity
Source: RefSeq, a predicted model, not a curated record
AUGAAUCAUUCCAUCACACGCUUUUCAUUUAUCUGUCCUACAGAUAAAGUAAGUAGCGUUGCAAGAGUAUCAAAUCAAACCAUUGUACGACGGUCUGGAAAUUACAAGCCUUCUAUUUGGAAACAUGAGUACAUUGAAUCAUUAAGCAGCCAAUUUAAGGAAGAAAUAUAUGUAAAACGCUUCAAUCAGCUAAAGGAAGAGGUUGGUGAGCUUAUGAACCAAAUAAUAGACGAUCCUCUAAAGCAACUCGAGUUAAUUGAUACUUUACAACGACUUGGAAUCUCAUACCAUUUUGAGAAUGAGAUUAAAAACGUGUUGCAAAGAACAUACGAGAAGAGCAAUGAAAGUGAUGAUUUAGAAAAGAAUAAUCUGUAUGCAACAUCACUUAAAUUCAGACUUUUAAGACAACAUGGAUUCAAUGUUUCAGAAGGAUGAGGCCAUGAACUUUAG